This is a messenger RNA of Gymnodraco acuticeps, 1811 nucleotides long. RefSeq names its product zinc finger protein 583-like. Gene Ontology annotation, biological process: regulation of DNA-templated transcription. Bases 162 to 1397 code for a protein of 411 amino acids. The record is from RefSeq and is a predicted model, not a curated record. Lineage: Eukaryota; Metazoa; Chordata; Actinopteri; Perciformes; Bathydraconidae. Gene Ontology annotation, molecular function: RNA polymerase II cis-regulatory region sequence-specific DNA binding; DNA-binding transcription factor activity, RNA polymerase II-specific. The transcript is spliced from 2 exons.
AUGGACUCUAUGCUCUUUUUUCUGGAGCGUUUACCUCGGACUAUAGGAGCUAGCUUAGCAUGCUAGCUGGAAACACGUUAGCAACACUAGUCAGAUUGAGAGUUUGAUGGAGAGAGAAACGGUGUUUAACGGAGUUUACAGGAAAAGGUGAUCUAGGAAACAUGAGUAAAGUCCAAAUGCUGCUGUCGUGGAAGAAGCAGGGACUCACUGUUGAAGAGUUAUUUGCUCUGUUUGAAAAAACGAUAGCAGAGUACGAGGAGGAGCUGUCUCUUUCCAAAGAGGAGAACAAGAGACUCCAGAAACUACUGGACGAUGUUUUACAGCUUCGGAUACACAGAGCAGAUGUCCAGCUGCUGGUGGUGGUUAAAGAAGAGCUUCUCCCUGACCAGCAGGAGUGGAGCACCAGUCUGGACCAGGAGGACCCAGAGCCCCCCCCACCCAUUAAGCAGGAACAGGAGGAACUCAGGAUCAGUCAGGAGGCAGAGCAGCUUCAGGAGCUGGAGGAGGCUGAUAUCACCAAGUCCACUUUCACUCCUGACCCUAUGAAGAGUGAAGAUGAUAAAGAGAAACCUCAGUCCUCACAGCCUUAUCGAAGACAAACGGAACACAUGGAAACAGAAGCUGAUGGAGAUGAAUGUCGAGGACCAGAACCAGCCAGGAACUCGGAUCCAGAGAGCAGUUUACAACCAAAGACUGAGGAUGACACUGAAGACUCUUCUGAACCUGACACUGGAGACUCUUCUGAACCUGACACUGAAGAGUCUUCUGAACCUGACACUGAAGACAGUGCUGAUUGGAAAGAGACCAGAGAACCUACAUCAGUCUCAAACUCACUGAAAAAUAGACAUGAAUCUGUCAGUGAUCCACGACGUAGUGCUGAAAAUAAACCAUUCAGCUGCUCAGUCUGUAAAAAAGCUUUUUCACAGAAUGGACAUUUAAAGGUACACAUGAGAAGCCACACAGGAGAGAAACCACACAGCUGCUCAGUCUGUAAGAAAGCUUUUUCACAUAGUGGAAAUUUAAAGGCACACAUGAGAAUCCACACAGGAGAGAAACCCUUUAGUUGCUCAGUUUGUGCCAAAUCUUUUGUGCAUAGUGGAAGUUUAAAGGAACACAUGAUAGUCCACACAGGAGAGAAACCAUUCAGCUGCUCAGUCUGUAAGAAAUAUUUUGCAAUGAAAAGAGAUGUAAAACGACACAUGAGAGUCCACACAGGAGAGAAACUUUUCAGCUGCUCAGUCUGUAAGAAAUAUUUUGCAAUGAAAAGAGGUGUAAAACGACACAUGAGAGUCCACACAGGAGAGAAACCACACAGCUGCUCAGUCUGUAAAAAAACUUUUUCACGGAGUGAUGCUUUAAAGACACAUAUGAGAGUCCACACAGGAGAGGGGAAAUAAAGCUGCAAAGUUUGUGAAAAAAGAUUUAAAUGGCAUAAUCGUUUCAAAAGACAUAAGUGUGUUGGUCGUCAGCUGCUUCUGUAACUGUAAAGGAAUACAUUUUUCUAUUUUGUCUCCUGAUGACCUAAUGCCGUUACAUGUAAUACGUUACUCCCUAAGCCUGAUUUCACCCACCUGCAACUGUAAUACAUAUGACUUUUCCAUACCUGUGUUUGCAUCACUGCUUUCCAGCAGAUGGCAUACAUGUUACAUCAUCCAGUUCAACUUUCAUCCAUGUAUUAAUGAUUCAAAACAGCAAUGUGUAAGAUAUGGCUAGUAAUUGACUAUUUCAACAGAAUGUGAAGAGGUUACAGUCUUGAGGCCAUGUCCAAUAUGUUUAUGUUUUGUUUGAUUAAAUCUACUGAAAUGAGCAUU